AUGGUUAGAAUUAGGGGAGGAUCUACUAGUGCCGGACGGUCUUUUAGGCUUAGGGAUGAAGACAUUGAAAUUGUUGAUCCACCUCCUGUGGCACCUAAAAAGAAGAAAAUGACCCGUGGUGGCAAAGUAAAGCAGACUGCCCAAAGAAAAUUAGUUACUCCAACUGCUGAAUCAUCUGAUGAACAAAUGGAAGGGCAGAUCUCUGAAGGGAACAUUGCUGGUGAAAAUGAGGAACCAGAGCAGGCUACCCAAGGUGAUGAAACUGUCACAAGGUCUUCUAGUAAAAGAAAAAGGACUGCAAAGGGGAAGAGAACUCCCCAAUCCAAGAAAAAGCAAUCUGCUGAUCCCUCUGUUGAUCAGCAGAAUGAAGAAAACACUACUGAGAGUCAGCCAACACCUGAACCCUCCAUUAGGAAGUCUCCAAGGACAAGGACUGAGACUCAAAAUGUUGGUGCAUCUGCCACUCAAACCUCAAAAGGGACACGUUCUGGGAAGAAUCCAGUAUCUCAGCCUGUACCUGAACCCGUUCCUCUACCAAAGUUCAUCGAUGAUGAAGCCAGAGACAGAUUUGACACUGAUAGUCGUAGGAAGCUUUCCUAUGGCAGAUUUCUGACCCCUAUUUUUGCUCAUUUUGAAAUACCCUUUUCUGGCAAAUCUCCAAAAGACAGUGUUUCAUCAGUUUUCUCAAAAGCUUAUUUUGAAAGAAAGAACCUAAAAUUUUUUGAUGGUCAUUGGUGCUACAAGGAGACUGUGGCCGAGUCUAGAAGAAAAAACUUGCAUGAAACCCCUGUCACUCCUAGAACUCCCCAUGAUCAGUCAGGCUAUGUUUCUCCUUUCACCAUGCAUCCUAGAAAGUCUGCCAAUGGUCUCAUGAUGACCAUGACCUCUGCCCAACAAUCCUCUUUCCUUGAAAAAAGGAAUCUUCUUGUGCCCCCUAUACCUGAGACAAAUGAGACUGCUCAUCAGAAAGAACCAAGAUCUGAGCCCACAGGGCCAACUACUGGUAAUGAGACCACACCAGCUUCCAGCUCUCAGCCCAAGGAUAAAGACAAGGCUCCAGUAACUGAAGAAGCAUAUGAAGAUGAUGAUGAAGAAACUGAGGAAGAAGAGGACCCUGAACAAUAUCGUCUGACCAGGAGGAGGCCUGGAUCAUCUAAAAUCACCAUCUAG
Coffea eugenioides is the source of this 1170-nucleotide messenger RNA. Its product is annotated as nucleolar and coiled-body phosphoprotein 1-like. The record is from RefSeq and is a predicted model, not a curated record. Bases 1 to 1170 code for a protein of 389 amino acids. The transcript has 3 exons. Lineage: Eukaryota; Viridiplantae; Streptophyta; Magnoliopsida; Gentianales; Rubiaceae.